GUGUUAAUAAUUUACCAAAUUUGUUCUUAUACUCAAUUUAUAUUAAUAUUGAAUUGAAGAACUUCAAUAUUUUAUAAAAAUAUGCCAGAAAAUCAUGGAUUUGAAGAAUCUCAAGAAAUUCAUGAACUAGGUUUGAAAAAUAAAAAAGACUUGCCACCAAAUACUGCCGAAGCUGAUGCUGCACAUCAAGAUGGCAAAAUCUAUUCCUUCGACGAGGCAAUCACACUGGCCAAAGUUGGAUCGUUCCAUUAUUUUCUUCAAUUCACCUGUGGAAUGUGUUUGAUGACAGCUACUGUAGAGGUUAUGGGCAUGAGUAUAAUAAUGCCAUUUAUAACACACGACAUUCCAUCAACAUCCUCUGAAAAAGGACUUUUAGCAUCAGCAGGAUUUUUGGGAAUUGUUCUGAGCUCACAUGCUGUGGGAUUUCUUUCAGAUACAUGGGGCAGGGCACGAAUGUUGCGUACGACUUUGUCCAUAAGUUUUCUAACAAGUUUUGCAUCGGUAUUUUCCUACAACAUCUGGAUGCUUAUAGUGUUUAGAUUUUUGACUGGUUUCAUAAUGUCCGGAUGUCAGGGGAGUGUUUUUAAUUAUCUUGGAGAAUUUCAUAGCAGCAAAACACGAGCAAAAUAUGUUACGAUGUUGUCGGUGUUUGCCCAACUUGGAAUGAUAUUUAUGCCAGCUGUUGCAUUAGUUAUUUUACCUCUCAAACUUGACAUCACAAUUCUUGGUUUACAAUUUCAAUCAUGGAGAUUGUUGCUGUUGGUUUUUUCAUGCAUGCGAACUUUUGCAUUGAUCGGACUUUUUACUUUGCCUGAAAGCCCUAAAUUUGUUUUCGUACAGGGUGACCACGAGAAGGCACUUGAGACUUUACGAAUGAUUUAUUCAAAAAAUACCAAGAAUCCGCAAUAUGAAUAUCCAGUUCAUCAAAUUGCUCCGGAUGGGAGAGGAGAUAAUUUGAAAAAUGUGUGUGGUGUCAAAGAUGCUGUUGCACUUAUAUGGACUCAAACAACUCCUUUAUUCAAUAAGAGCAGAGUUUUGCACACGGUUAAUAUUUGUCUCAUAAUGUUUUUAAUGAGUGCAGUUUCACACGGAUCUUAUAUGUGGUUUCCAACAAUAUUAAAACAACAGAUUGCGAACAUUGGAAGUGGUCUCACAACAUGUGAAAUAAUGCAUUUAGUAUCAAAUGAUUCAGCUGUUAACAUGUCCCAAUUGGAAGACGUUUCUUCGGAAGUUGUAAUUGACACAACAAUGUUCAAAAUCCUAAUUACAAUUGGAACUGUAUUUUCUGUGACGUUUUUUCUAUUCGCACUUAUCAUAAAUACUGUUGGAAAAAGGAAGUUUUUAUUUGGACUAAUUCUGAUACCAGGAUUGAGUGCUUUAGUCUUACACUUCAUAACAAAUAUCCCAUGGGCAAUUGUUAUUUUGACAAUUGUAAUGACUUUAUCAAAUGGCGUUGGAAUUGUUGGAACGAUGGCUUUUGAAUUUUUCCCAACAAAUGUCAGUGGCAUGGGAAUGAGUUUAGUUAUGAUGAUGGCUCGAGUUGGUUCAGCGGCUGGAAGUAGUAUUUUUGGUUCAAUGAUAAAUAAUAGUUGUGAUAAGUUAUUUUAUAUUUCAUUUGCUUCAUGUAUGCUUUUAUUGGUUUUAUCAAUUUUAUUACCAGGUAAAAGAUAAAUUAAUAGAACAUGUUAAUUUGUAUUCUUGAACAAGAAAAUUUAAUUUAAUUUAAGAUUUAACAAACAAAAUGUAUAUAUUUUAAGUUUUUUGUUUACAUUUUAAAAUAUUGAAACUAAAGAAAAAUAAAUAAUAAAGAUAGCAAAAGAAUGCAACUUUAAUAUCAUCUCAUAAAAAAGGCUUGAAUGGGAACAUUAUAUCUCAGUUGGGGAUAGUAUGUCGUUUGUUUUGUCAACCUUCGAAAUUUCUAUUGUUGUUUAAACAGCAUUCUAUAUCAAACUGUUCAAAUAAAAAACAUUAUUAACUAUGAUUUUACUAAUUAUAGACACAAUAAAGAUAAUUAAAAUGAA
Eupeodes corollae is the source of this 2021-nucleotide messenger RNA. RefSeq names its product synaptic vesicle glycoprotein 2C-like. The record is from RefSeq and is a predicted model, not a curated record. The transcript has 5 exons. Lineage: Eukaryota; Metazoa; Arthropoda; Insecta; Diptera; Syrphidae. Gene Ontology annotation, biological process: transmembrane transport. The coding region runs from base 82 to 1671 and encodes 529 amino acids. Gene Ontology annotation, molecular function: transmembrane transporter activity.